AUGAGCACCAUGCGGCUGCUGCUGCUCGCCCUGCUCUUCUCCUCCUCCUUCGCCCGCGCCGGCUGCGACCCCAAGAUCGUCAACAUCGGCGCGGUGCUGAGCACCAAGAAGCACGAGCAGAUCUUCCGCGAGGCGGUGAACCAGGCCAACAAGCGGCACGGCACCUGGAAGCUCCAGCUCAACGCCACCUCGGUCACGCACAAGCCCAACGCCAUCCAGAUGGCCCUCUCCGUCUGCGAGGACCUCAUCUCCAGCCAGGUCUAUGCAAUAUUAGUUAGUCACCCUCCUGCUCCCAACGAUCACCUAACACCAACACCCGUAUCAUACACAGCUGGCUUCUACAGGAUCCCUGUCAUUGGUCUGACAACACGCAUGUCUAUAUAUUCUGAUAAGAGCAUCCACCUGUCCUUUUUGCGCACAGUCCCACCAUACUCUCACCAGGCCAAUGUCUGGUUUGAGAUGAUGAGAGUCUUCAACUGGAAUCACGUCAUUCUGAUAGUCAGUGACGACCACGAAGGUCGUGCUGCACAAAAGAAGCUGGAGACCCUCUUGGAGGAGAGAGAGUCCAAGGCUGAGAAAGUGCUUCAGUUUGACCCUGGAACCAAAAACGUGACGUCACUGCUGCUGGAGGCUAAGGAGCUGGAGGCUCGUGUCAUCAUCCUUUCUGCCAGUGAGGAUGAUGCGGCCACGGUGUACAGAUCAGCAGCCAUGCUCAAUAUGACGGGCUCCGGCUACGUGUGGCUGGUGGGGGAACGGGAGAUAUCGGGCAAUGCUCUGCGUUAUGCCCCUGAUGGAGUGAUCGGUUUGCAGCUCAUCAACGGGAAGAACGAGUCAGCCCACAUCAGCGACGCUGUCGCGGUGGUGGCCCAGGCCGUGCACGACUUGUUUGAGAAGGAGAAUAUCACAGACCCACCGCGGGGCUGUGUGGGCAACACCAACAUCUGGAAGACAGGACCCCUUUUCAAGAGGGUGUUGAUGUCCUCCAAGUACUCAGAGGGUGUCACCGGCCGGGUGGAAUUCAAUGAGGAUGGAGACCGGAAGUUUGCCAACUACAGCAUCAUGAACCUGCAGAAUCGGAAAUUGGUCCAGGUUGGGAUUUACAACGGCAGCCAUGUCUUGACCAACGACCGGAAGAUUAUCUGGCCAGGAGGAGAAACAGAGAAACCUCAAGGCUAUCAGAUGUCGACCAAGUUAAAGAUCGUGACGAUCCACCAAGAGCCCUUUGUGUAUGUGAAGCCCACGCAAGCAGACGGGACAUGCAGGGAGGAAUUCACCAUCAAUGGAGACCCUGUGAAAAAGGUCUUUUGCACUGGACCCAACGAGACCAUCCCAGGCCGCCCCACCGUGGCACUGUGCUGCUACGGCUUCUGCAUCGACCUGCUCAUCCGGCUGGCAGGAGUGAUGAACUUCACCUAUGAGGUUCACCUGGUGGCUGAUGGUAAAUUUGGUACCCAAGAGCGGGUUAACAACAGCAACAAGAAAGAGUGGAACGGGAUGAUGGGGGAGCUGCUGAGUGGCCAAGCGGACAUGAUUGUGGCUCCCCUCACCAUCAACAACGAGCGGGCACAGUACAUUGAGUUCUCCAAGCCCUUCAAGUACCAGGGCCUCACCAUCCUUGUGAAGAAGGAAAUCCCCCGCAGCACCUUGGACUCGUUUAUGCAGCCUUUCCAGAGCACGCUUUGGCUGCUGGUGGGGCUGUCUGUGCACGUGGUGGCAGUGAUGUUGUACCUCUUAGAUCGAUUCAGUCCGUUUGGCCGGUUCAAAGUGAACAGCGAGGAGGAGGAGGAAGAUGCCCUGACCCUCUCCUCGGCCAUGUGGUUCUCCUGGGGAGUCCUGCUGAACUCCGGCAUCGGAGAAGGUGCUCCCCGGAGUUUCUCUGCCCGUAUUCUUGGCAUGGUGUGGGCCGGCUUUGCUAUGAUCAUUGUGGCUUCAUACACUGCCAACCUGGCAGCCUUCCUGGUGUUAGAUCGGCCUGAGGAGAGAAUUACGGGCAUCAAUGACCCCCGGCUGCGCAACCCCUCUGAUAAGUUCAUCUAUGCCACGGUGAAGCAGAGCUCGGUGGACAUCUACUUCCGACGGCAGGUGGAGCUGAGCACCAUGUACCGGCACAUGGAGAAGCACAACUAUGAGAGCGCUGCCGAAGCCAUCCAGGCAGUGAGGGACAACAAGCUCCACGCCUUCAUCUGGGACUCGGCAGUGCUGGAGUUCGAGGCCUCCCAGAAGUGUGACCUGGUGACGACGGGGGAGCUUUUCUUCCGCUCCGGCUUUGGGAUUGGGAUGCGCAAGGACAGCCCGUGGAAGCAGAACGUCUCCCUGGCCAUCCUAAAGUCCCACGAGAACGGCUUCAUGGAGGAUUUGGACAAGACUUGGGUGAGGUAUCAGGAGUGUGAUUCCCGUAGCAAUGCCCCAGCAACACUCACCUUUGAAAAUAUGGCAGGUGUGUUUAUGCUGGUGGCUGGAGGUAUUGUUGCCGGGAUAUUUUUAAUAUUCAUAGAAAUAGCUUACAAAAGGCAUAAGGACGCGCGGAGGAAGCAGAUGCAGCUGGCGUUUGCGGCCGUUAAUGUGUGGAGGAAAAACCUGCAGGAUAGAAAAAGUGGUAGAGCAGAACCUGACCCUAAAAAGAAAGCCACUUUUAGGUCCAUCACCUCCACCCUGGCCUCCAGCUUCAAGAGACGUAGGUCCUCCAAGGAUACGCCCUGCAGAAUGGUCCCUCAGGAGUGCCAGAGAGACAGGCUGGCACCAUGGAGCCAAGACAGCCCUGGGAAGCUACCACCCCACUCUGAACGUCCUAGCGCCCACCAUCACCCGAGCUGCACAGCCUCUCCGCGGCACAUCAUCCCCACCGCCCCAGGAGGAGAUGCAUGUGUUCCCCAUAGGCAGCUCCUGCAACUCGAAUAG
Messenger RNA from Gavia stellata (red-throated loon), 2898 nucleotides. RefSeq names its product glutamate ionotropic receptor NMDA type subunit 1 (gene GRIN1). Gene Ontology annotation, cellular component: plasma membrane; NMDA selective glutamate receptor complex; neuron projection. Gene Ontology annotation, molecular function: NMDA glutamate receptor activity. The record is from RefSeq and is a predicted model, not a curated record. The transcript is spliced from 20 exons. Gene Ontology annotation, biological process: ionotropic glutamate receptor signaling pathway; monoatomic ion transport; regulation of membrane potential. NCBI's taxonomy places the organism in Eukaryota, Metazoa, Chordata, Aves, Gaviiformes, Gaviidae. The coding region runs from base 1 to 2898 and encodes 965 amino acids.